AUGACCGGCGAGAAGGUGAAGGACAUCGGGCCUGGUGAGGCUCCGGACUAUGAUACUAAGGAUAGCACUAAGGUCCACUCGACAAGUGAUUCCGCUUCUGCUUCUUCGAUAGAGGACCGACGUGGGACUGUCAAGAACGUUGAUUGUGCGUUCGAUACUACAGAGGAUCCCCGGUACUAUAAGCCUAUUGAGAGCUAUGAAGGGUAUCACCGCUGGGAUCCAGAAUUCGAAUGGACCGAAGAGGAAGAGAAGGCAGUUGUCCGGAAGAUCGACUGGCGGAUCUGUACAUUUGCCUGCAUGACAUUUUUCGCUCUCCAGCUGGACCGUGGUAAUGUGGUUCAAGCCACUUCCGACAACAUGUUGGCAGACUUAGGCCUGACAACAAACAACUAUAACACCGGCCAAACAAUCUUUCUCUUGACUUUUCUUUUCGCUGAAUUGCCAUCUCAAUUGAUCUCUAAAUGGGUCGGCCCCGACCGCUGGAUUCCCAUCCAAAUGGUCUCUUGGAGUUUGAUUGCAGCCUGCCAAGCCUUCGUAAAGAAUAAGAGUGGCUACUACGCUUGCAGAGCGAUGCUCGGUCUUUUGGAAGGUGGAUUCAUCCCGGAUACUAUCCUUUUCCUAUCUUUCUGGUACAAAACCAAGGAACUGCCUAUCCGUCUCAGCUACUUCUGGGUUUCCUACCAAGGAACUUCAAUUGUCAGCGCAUUUCUCGCAUACGGAUUCUUGCACAUUCGAAACUCGGAAGGAACAGGUGGUUGGCGAUACCUGUUUGCCUUCGAGGGUCUGAUUACCGGUGUGAUUGGACUCAUCGCCGCAGUCUGGAUGCCCGCAUCUCCAACGCAGACCGCUGGAUGGUUCCGUGGCAAAAAUGGCUGGUUUAAUGAGCGUGAAGAGAAAAUCAUGGUUAACCGUAUCUUGCGCGAUGACCCUAGUAAGGGAGGCAUGCACAACCGCCAGGCGGUUACUCCCAAGAUGCUUUGGAGCGCGCUCAAGGACUACGAUAUGUGGAUCAUUUACAUCCUGGGCCUGAGCUGGAUGAUUCCCACUGUACCCACCGCCAGCUAUAUCAGUCUAGAACUGAAAUCGCUGGGCUUCGGUACUUUCCACACCAACCUACUGACCAUCCCCGCCUAUGUGAUCUUCAUCGUGAACCUGUUGUGGAUUACGUGGGUCUCCGAAAGAUUCAAUCAGCGUCUCCUCCUAGGUGUCUUUGCCGAAUUUUGGGCGCUAGUCCUUCUGAUCGCUCUGGAAGUGCUUCCAGACGGAGCCAGUACCUGGGCUCGAUGGGCUCUAAUCGUGUUGCUGCUCUCUAUGCCGUACGUUCACGCGAUAAUUGUGGCGAUGGCCUCACGUAAUGCAGGGACAGUAAGGACACGAACGGUUGCUACUGCGCUAUACAACAUGUCGGUUCAGGUCAGCAAUAUCAUCGGUAAUAAUGUCUACCAAGCCAGCGACAAGCCGUACUAUCGCACUGGCAAUGCUGCGUUGAUUGGUGUUGCGGUUUGGAGUGGGCUGUUGUUUAUUGCGGCCAAAAUGUACUAUGUAUGGCGAAACAAGCAAAACGCUGCUAUCUGGGACAACAUGUCAAGCGAAGAGAGGGAGCGCUAUGUCGCCGAGAAUAGCCACUUGGGCAAUAAAAGAGUUGAUUUCCGUUUCGUUCAUUAA
Penicillium longicatenatum is the source of this 1665-nucleotide messenger RNA. RefSeq names its product putative transporter. Bases 1 to 1665 code for a protein of 554 amino acids. Lineage: Eukaryota; Fungi; Ascomycota; Eurotiomycetes; Eurotiales; Aspergillaceae. Gene Ontology annotation, biological process: transmembrane transport. The record is from RefSeq and is a predicted model, not a curated record. Gene Ontology annotation, molecular function: sulfate transmembrane transporter activity. Gene Ontology annotation, cellular component: membrane. The transcript has 5 exons.